Molecule: messenger RNA, 4446 nt
Organism: Schistosoma haematobium
Lineage: Eukaryota; Metazoa; Platyhelminthes; Trematoda; Strigeidida; Schistosomatidae
Product: Maintenance of ploidy protein mob2
Exons: 2
Coding region: 641-1315 (224 amino acids)
Biological process (GO): positive regulation of protein phosphorylation; signal transduction
Cellular component (GO): nucleus; cytoplasm
Molecular function (GO): protein kinase activator activity
Source: RefSeq, a predicted model, not a curated record
GCACUUGUUGAACCGCUUAUUUUAAUCUCGACUCACUGAUAGUCAUCUACAAACUUGUUGGUUUCAGCUUCAUAUAGAUAUCCUGGAUUAUCUUCAAUGUACACCUUUGUGUUUUGAUUUAUUGGUUGUUUUCUUCACUGCAUAUUGAUGAUACAUCCUUUGUGGCUGCUUAGAUGUUUGGAUGUUACCACUUAUAUUUCAGAUUCAUUUACUCGUUAAGUAUAUUGGAAUACACUACAUGAAACAAAGUUUUAAGUACAAUAUUAUACUAGAAGAAGGCAAAAACUAUUAUAAGACCAAGCUCUGAAGUAAAUGGACUGGUUGAUGGGGAAAGCCAGAGGGUAUCGUAUCUUCCACUGCAACAGAACCUAUUCCCAUCGUUCAUAAUAACCAUUGUGUCUCUCCGAAUGGUACUCCGCCAUUGAUUACUAACAGUGUAAGUGUUGAAACUGACAGCAGACGUUCUCCUGUUCCUGUGAAAGAGUUUUCUGCAAACGAAUCUCGCGGCGGCCUAGCUAUAAAGCUACGCGCCCCUUCGCCUCUAUCCGUAAACGUCCAAGUUUCUCAGGUGUCGAGUAAGUGUUCGCAAUCACCUGGGUUGUCUGUGGAAACAGAAAUCCACUCCGAUCCUAAAACUCCAAUGUAUAUGAAAAAUGUUUAUGUUUCCCAGCAACUACCCAUAUUUUUGGAUUCAUCUUAUCCUGAAUUCUGUGAUGUUGUAGAGCCAUUUCCAGCUAUGGAUACAAAUGAGUGGCUUGCUGCACACACAAUUGCCUUGUUUGACAAUAUUAGUAUAAUAUAUGACGCCAUAUAUGAGCUCUGCAGUUGCCGAAGCUUGUGGGAGUCUUUGGAAGAUUCAGGAAUCCACAACAUUGUCUCCUCAUUGUUACUGGAAAUUUCAAAUAGUUCGCUUGGUGUGCAAAGCGAAGACGAUCGCGGCAAAAAGAACAAAAGUCUGAUUGUGGGCUCCAUCUCACAAUACAGUAGAAUUUCAGCUCGUCAAGCUAUUGAUGGUGCUCUAUCUUCUUGCCAUGACCUUAUUCAAUGCCCUCGUUUAUUUCCCAUACGAAAUGGUGAACCUUUUCCUUCUGAUUUGCCCCAAUAUGUUUCCGUUAUCUGCAAAAAUAUACUGGUCUGUAUAGUUCAUAUGUAUGUUGCACAUUUCAAUCAUCUGGAUCAACUUGAGUUAAUACCUCAUAUGAAUACCCUAGCCAGACAUUUCUUCGCAUUUAGCAAAAGAUUUUCACUUGUUGAUGAUAAGCAGUUGGAUGCUUUGGCAUGUUUCAGUCAUACAGCAUUUAGUUCAAAUAAUUGAGUAACUGUCGUUAUGGGCAUCAUAAAAGUGCAUUUCAAAUAGAAUCCCUACAUGUGCAGUUGGUCGUCUCUCAUGUGACGUUAAUACCACCGUCAUUAUAAAUAAAUUUGGAAUAACAAACUGCACUGUGCAAACCAAUUUUGGACCCACUAUUUAUUGUAUUGCAUUGUCUUGUAAUAAAACUGUCCUGGUCUAUGAGACCUGUUCGUUGCUUUAUUUCAUUCCACUAAAUGAAAGUCUAUUUUAGUUUGUGGCACUAAUUCCUGGUUGUGUGUUCAUUCUUUUUAAGUUGUAAAUGAGUCAUUGGUUUUGUGUAAUGAAUGUAAAAUAACAGUUGAAUUUCUAAUUGCCCAUCGCCAAACACCUCCAUUGAUGUGUAAUGCCAUUGAAUAACUUGUACAUUUCUCGUUGUUUUUUAAAGGCUUUGUAUCGUUUUAUUUCGGUUAUAUUUGCUUUGGGUUGGAUUUCAACAAUAUUAGACUGAUUAUGAAAUGUAAUUCUGUUCAACUGUACUGUUUCGUAGCUUCUCAUAUGAUCUUGAAAAUUUGUAAUGCAUGAAGUCGUUCUGACUUAAAAUAUAGGUUUUUAUGUGUCUUUCGGUUUUUUGUCUUAGUGAAGGAGAUGUAUUUUAAUUAUACAAAUCAAAUAAGUUGAAGUGCGUUUUGUGCUUACAUUUCAAUGCCCGAACAUACGCUCUAAAUAAAUAUGUAUUUUUGAUAGUUUGACAGUUUGUAGCACCAAGAGCUUUAAUGUGGUUUGGCGUGCUGCUGUGAACCUUAUCCAUCCCUUAGACAUUAGAUUUAAAAAAUGACAAGCCACAGUAGGAAAAGUUUAUUCCGUCGUAAUUUUUGAAUUAACCUGCCUUUUUACGUGUACAUCUAGUUAUUUUAUCUGGACCGAAUAGUUUACAUGGUACAGUGGCUUGAUGGACAAAGUAUUGGCUGUGUACAUAGUAGUUAGUUUUUCUAUGAAUGCUCAUCAAUAGUUUAUGAUGCACGUGGGGCGUAUUUUCAGAGUAAAAUGUGUGACGGACAGUUUGUAGCACCAAGGGCUUUAAGUGUGGUUUGGCGUGCUGCUGUUAACCUUAUCCGUUCUUUAGACAUCAGAUUGAAUGGGUGAAAUGGCGAUGCUUAUACUUUGCUUCUACCUGGAUGUAGUGCUGAUGAGGUUUAGGCGUCUCAGUCUAUAUUCAUAGGAUGUACCAGAGAAGCCUUUUGCCGUUAUUAUCAACCACCGUUGAACCAGUUCUGGAAUACCCACCUGAUAUUUGAAGCAAGGACUCACUACUUGAAUCUAAUAUUUCAAAUGCUCCCUCACAAACAUCGAGUAUAAUACCUCAAACAUUUCUUAGUUCAAGUGAUGAUGUGAUUAAAGAAUAUACUACUAGACCGUCAAGCAUUGGACAGCGGCGACCUUGCAAUCACUCGUUAUCCAUAUGACUGGUUCAACGCCGCAGUAUUAAUCUGCUACACAAAAAUGCAAGAAUAAAGGAUCAGUAUUUGGGUAAAUUAUGCUCAAUUUGUCGAUAUUAUGAAGGUUGUUUGUGAAUUAGGUUGGAUAAAGCUCAAUUUUGCCGUUUUAGUGCGAUGAACACCGAACGGAAACGCGUUAGGAAGUUGCGUGGGAAGCUGUUUCGUAAACUACUUUUGAGGGAAUCAGUUUGUAUGUUUUCUGUUUGUUUACUAAACUAAUGACUGUUAGUAUUUUCAUUUUGUUCUGAUUGUGAACAUUCACUUAACUUGCAAUAUUUUUCGCCAUAUAUAAAUUGCAGUCAGUUAUAUAUCUGUUAUUUAACUACGUCACGAAUGCCAUAACUGUACACCUACUGAAAUUUAUUAUUUACCAUGCUUCAUGGUCUUCCAUCUUAUUGAAUCAUUUACUUGAGUUUUCGAGUUCGGAAAAUGCAAGGUACUUGUUCGAUUUUUCACUGUUCGGGUUGGUGGUCGGGGAACGGGUAAAUCUUGCUUGGACAUUCGAUUGUCGAUUCAUGCAGAGGUUGGAUUGGUUGAUUUUGAGGUUUUUAGCGUAGAUGAAUUGCAAGCAAAAUGCCGUUGAAAAAUUUGGAUAUGGAUGUUAGUAUUACUAAAUAAAUCUAUGACAAAAGAUAAAACAUUCUAAUUGGGACAGUUAUACUCUGGGGAUACGCAGUGUUACUUGGUGGAAUGCCAUCACGUUGAAGAACAUUAUAGGAAAUUAUAGGAAUGCUAUGCUCAACCUUAUCGACCAGUUUGUAGGCAAAACGGGAUGUCUGUAAUGCGAAUAACUCAGUGGCUACCAUUUACUCAUUGAACCAGUCGAUAGUUUCACCACGUACAAUAAUAACGCGAGACAAAAAUGCAUAGUUCAGUAAUUGGUUACUUGUAAAUGUCGGCUAAAAUCUAAUAUAAGUGACUGAACAAUCUUGAUGGUUACACUACUGAUAAAUGAAAUAUUAACCAAAAGAUCUGGCUGAGGUUACCAUGAUCUACGGAAUCAGAUUUCCGAGUAUUUAUUCGUAAGGAAAGUUGUUUUUGAAUAUCGAAGUAUCCAAAAAGAAGUUCAACUAGUCACAAGUACGACGUAUUAAGAUAUGUAGCCGGGCAAUGCAAACUUUUUCAACGUAAAUCUCAGGAGUAAGUUUACUAAUGAGAUGCUUUAGAGCUCCAACUCUAAAGCUCAGCUUUAACACAAUCUUAUCAACGAAUAGAUGGCUUAUUAACUUAAUCGGAUUCAAUAAGUCUUUUGUUAGUGAGUUAAUUGGAUUAUUUCUUAUAGACUAUCAUGCUUUUGAAACUUAUUUUCAUCCAAUAUGAGUAGGUUAACACUUGUGACACUUUCAUAUCUAUAAGCAAUGAUCAUGAGUGUACAAAAUAGAAAAUAAUUGAAGUGAAAUUUUUGUAAAAUUAAUGUUUAUUUUUCGGAUUGUACUUUAUCCGAUCACAUACUGACUUCAAGUAAAUUGUCAAAACCCAAAAAGUACUAGGGAACUAUUUCAUUUUAUUCUAGGACUCACUAGUAGUGCAAGCCUACGACCUCGGAAAUAAAAAGACAGGACGAUUUAGUCUCGUUUGGAGCGCGUUACAUCAAAACCACGAACUCAACCCGAGGAUCCAUAUUUCCAACAUUCUUCGUCAUUCAUUCAAUUUAUUAUA